CGCACUCAUCCUCCUCUCCAGAUUCGCCUAAAGUGGCUGGGGAAACGCGGCGUGGAAGGAGAGGAGAACACACUCCACUGCUUCGUCACUGGCUUCCACCCGCCCAAAAUCGAGAUCGAGCUGCUGAAGAACAACCAGCCCAUGACUGGCGUCCAGUACGGGGACUUGUCCUUCAACGAGAAGUGGCAGUUCCAGCGUGACUUCGCCUGCAGGGUGACUCACUCCACCAUGCCGAAGUCACAGGUCUACCGAUGGGAUCCAGACUUCUGA
Acanthisitta chloris (rifleman) is the source of this 270-nucleotide messenger RNA. It is a transcript of the gene B2M, whose product is annotated as beta-2-microglobulin. The record is from RefSeq and is a predicted model, not a curated record. Gene Ontology annotation, cellular component: MHC class II protein complex. Lineage: Eukaryota; Metazoa; Chordata; Aves; Passeriformes; Acanthisittidae. Gene Ontology annotation, molecular function: MHC class II protein complex binding. Gene Ontology annotation, biological process: immunoglobulin production involved in immunoglobulin-mediated immune response; peptide antigen assembly with MHC class II protein complex; antigen processing and presentation of exogenous peptide antigen via MHC class II. The transcript has 3 exons. The annotation marks the transcript as partial.